Molecule: messenger RNA, 1596 nt
Organism: Galendromus occidentalis (western predatory mite)
Lineage: Eukaryota; Metazoa; Arthropoda; Arachnida; Mesostigmata; Phytoseiidae
Exons: 5
Coding region: 46-1026 (326 amino acids)
Source: RefSeq, a predicted model, not a curated record
UCCGCUGACGGACUCUGGUGAUCUCGACUGCUGAGUGCACGGAAAAUGAAGGGACAAGCCGAUGCUCGCGCACUUCAGCUGCCUCCGAAAAUGAGCGGUGCGGAAGACAUAGAUAUCGGAGAUUUCGUCAUGCUCGAUGACGACGGAGACAGUCCCACGACACCAGAGUCCAGACACGGUUCUACACGUCAGGUUCCUCUAUAUGGAACACAAGGGGGAUACUCAAGCACUGCGCUGGCAGAGAGCCGGGCAAGGCGGUGGAGUUUGAACGAGCUUAGGCCUCUGUCUUCGACAAUGGUCUCAUCUGAGGGAAGAAUUAUGCCAGUCGGUUCGGACGGGUCGCUUCGAAUCUCGUUCACUGACGAAUGGGUGGCGGAACUGAAAGCGCAGCGGACGAGGGUCUAUAGAACCCUUGAGGAAGCCUUGGAAGAACAACCCGACGUCCGAGUGGUACAAAACUCCCCGAGAGGGAGAAGAUCAGAAACAGUGCCUACAUUGGGAAGCAACGCCGCGGAAUCGCCGGUCGAGAGCAGAAGCCGCAGACGCAGCCGUGAUCGGCAGGACUGUGAAUCGUGUACUCGAGGGUGCUUCAGGGACGAGUCUCCGCAGGGAGGGGAACCCGAUUUUCCCGGAGGACAGAGCGUGACUCCGACGAAGUGUGCGGACAAGGGAACAGCCUCAGAUCCUCCCAUUGAGGAUUUCGAGAAUUCUACACGCCCUUGUUGGGGUUCCUUCUCACACCUGGAGAAACCGGGAGACGGACUCAAGUGCCUGCUUUGCUUUCGUCGCGUCUCGAUAUUUGACAGGGGCGUAAUUUGCCUAGGUGGAGCUCACUAUCACAAGUCUUGUAUAACGGACGUUUACUUCUCGAGGGACGAUCUGCGUGGUGCCCUUCUCGCCCGCCGUGCUUGGAGCAGGUUCGUUUCUCCACGCGAGCCUGAGCAGAAGCGUUCGAAAAUUCAGAAAUUUUUCAGAAGGGUCAAGAAUAUUCUCAAAAGGAGAGCAGCCUACCACGUCCCGACUUAAAAUCGAAUGGCAGAGCGGAAGAGCCGGAAGGCACGAUCCCAUCACUCGAGCUCUCGAGAAGCGAGCGGCAGACAGUAGCUGUCUACCUUAAUUGGAGCACUCCUAGAUCGAGUCUCUCAUGCUUCUGAGUUAAGAUUUUUGAUUUCCCUCACACGUGAAUCCAAAGUGGUUACGCUCACCUUCUCUUCGCGGAAGGGAAUUUUACUUGAUAUGUUGCAGACAUUGUGAUUUUAGAUGCGUUCUGAGGGAACCGAGCUUCCCCAUGGUCUCUGUUGGACUCAAUCCACUCGUAAUAGCAGAAUCCUAAUAAAUCUGAGCUCUCUACCGCCAGUCGUACCGAUCACCCGAGCCCGUUGCAUGAAACAGGUCGAUAAAAUCGGAACUGACUGUGCUCACCCUACAGUUAUCAGCAUUGAAGGAUCGUUUAGCGGUGCGAAUUUCGGAAAUCGCUUCAUUUUAUUUGUAGACACACCGCGUUGUUGAUGAUAACAGAUCGCGACCGAAAGUUCGUGUACUGUUCAUAAGAUCGAUCGUAGUGCUUGUGGCGUUGUUAUCAAUCGAUCUCACCGC